Molecule: messenger RNA, 3981 nt
Organism: Schistosoma rodhaini
Lineage: Eukaryota; Metazoa; Platyhelminthes; Trematoda; Strigeidida; Schistosomatidae
Source: the annotation of a GenBank genome assembly
AUUAUAAUUGGUUCGCUCUGAUGACCUUGGAGGGUACUCCCGGUUUCGUUUGCCUACUGACUGUGAAGAUAUUUCUCCUUAAUUUAUAUGUUUGGCUUCCAAAACUGCUUGUCAUCAUGGUCUUUGAACUGACGUGUUAUUUGUUACUCCCAAAGAAGCAGAAGAUCUAUUGGAAUAACCUUAAAUCUUACUAGACUGUCGUUACGUUACAGCAAACAUUUCAAGUGACCUGUUCUUUUCACUCAAAUCUAGACAUAGUCUGCGUGACUCUAUCUUGCCAAAGUGAUUUUCGGGGUUAAUUUUAUCUGGGGUUUUCUCUAAAGAAGUUCAAAUCUUUAAUUCUUUCUAUUUCACGACCGAUAAAUGGUGUUAUAUGUUGCGCAAAUUCUCCCUACAUGAGGAAUUAAAAAUCAGAUACUUCUUGGGAAUAUGGCCAAUGAAAUCUCUGGAGCUCAGUCAUUAGACGAUUAUCACGUGUCUUUCGAUUCAUUUCAUUCAGGUGAGACUCCCAAAACAGCAUCUGACGCUACAAAGUUUUUUCUUAUUGAUGCAAAUGAAGUUUUAAAUACUCCCACUGCAAUAUCCAAGACCUCAAGUUCAGGGGGGUUGUUUUUUGCCGAUGAUUUUCAUAAACGUCUACCUGUCCUCAACUCACUUCAAAAUGACCACCAUUCUUCAGUAGCAGUAGAAUGCGAACAUCCUAAUACAACAGAUAAUACCGAGAAACCUGGUGUUCUACAUGGAAAUCCUGAGAUUUUACAAACAGAAAACUUGUUCAUACCUCAAUUUGGAUUAAAUCAACGAUCUGAAGUUAACACAUCAACUGGAUCGUCUGUGUUAUAUUUAAACCAUCUUUCUCCUGACAGUACAACAGCAAAAAUCGAUUCUGUGCCUGUUUCAUUGAAAUUGGAAUCAGGUGAUACGACAGCAUCUUUUCAGUCGGUUAUUACUAAAGGUGAUAAUAAUGCUACAGUUGGACUGAAUGAUUUGCCACUCUUAACUAAUGCAUUAUCAAAUCUUGAAAGCACAUGCAUCACUGUUGACCAGACGGCUGUUUCACAUUCGACCUACCUGGCCAAUAGAUCUACUGCUACAACCGCCAGUCUACCGACGAUAUCUAGUGCUGUUGUUCUUAGUAAUGUUGGUCUUACACAAAAUCCUUGUUUAUCUGUUUCGGCAGACACUAAUCCGGUUCCGGGAAUAGCUUUUUCAACUAGGAAUCAGCCUCCUUACAUACCAGCCCCACUUGUUCUUGGAAACGGCCUAACACUAACCACAUUGUUGACUGCUGAGAACAGCAGUGGUAUUAUAACUCCUACAACUCCAAACACUGCUUUCUUACCACUUCUGGCAUCCCCUGGUCCCGGAGGUUUUUAUACACCUGGGGUGUUAACUGGCCUAGGUAAUCCGACAGGUACUUUUUCAUUUCUAUCCCCCGUUUCUAACUUAUUGGCAAGUAGUAAUGUGGAAGCAACUAAUAUUUCCAUCGGUUCGAGUUUCGCACAGACUUCUAUUACAGCGGAUACUAUGGUCAAGCAAGAACAUAUGUGCUUCACUGACACAGUAACAGUUGAUAGUGGUCUGAUUAAUACAACACAUAAAUCUGUUAUAAAUAAUCCUCCUGAGUGUGCACCUGAUACAACGGUUGUCACUGAAGAUGACGUUGGUAAUAGUGAGUAUUUAUCUAAAUCCACUCUGAAAGGAACUGGUGUCUCAAGGAGGCGCAAAUCGACAACUCGUAAUAAGAGUCGAAUAGUUAGAGGAGAAUAUGGAGUUCAUUCUGAAAUAGAAAUCCAGGCAGGAAUAACAUCUAGUAUACCUGAAAGAAUAUCAGAAAAACCUCACAAAUGCACUUCAUGUAACAAAUGCUUCUCACGAUCCGAUGAACUUACAAGACAUGCAAGAAUUCACACUGGUGCGAAACCUUUUAAGUGUGCUGAAUGUCAAAGGGAAUUUUCGCGUUCAGAUCAUCUAACUACACACAUGAGAACGCACACUGGUGAACGACCAUUUGUUUGCGAUAUAUGUGGUCGCAGUUUUGCUCGUUCUGAUGAACGUAAGCGUCAUACAAAAGUGCAUCAAAAGAGUAAUCAAAAACUUUCUAACUGUGACUUGAAAGUGAAUGUAACUAAAAGUCCAAUAACUUCAACAUCUGAUUCUAAGACAAUCUGUGGUGAGAAACGUAGCGUCCCACAAGCGACAAAGUGUUACGACACAGCUAAACAUCCUCGUAAACUGAAAAUAGAAGAUCUGGCGGAUAGCUCUACUUUUCAGUCUAAUCCUCUAAGUGUGGAAAAAGUAAGUUUACUUAACGAUGGAAUCAGUGUUAAUCAACCUGUCCCAGAACAAAGAUUACUUCUCGCUACUUGUGAUUCUCAUCCCGGGCAGCUUACUUUACAUGCUUUCCCUAGUGCUACAGGUCUAGGUGGUUCCAGUGUCAUAUCACCCCACUCGCAAUUAGUCUUUGCAGCAUUGCCCUCUAUGUCACUCUCUGCAGUUCCUAUUUUGAGUCAAGUUAACACUGAGAUUGCAAACACUUUUAAUCUUGCCAGUGGAACAUUUGCUACACAACCUCAUGGUCACUUUUUGACAGUGUCAUCCACACCACUGCCGAGCUGUAUUUCUAAUUCUUCAAAUGAAGGUAAUAUAGUAGUAUCACAGAACCAAGCUGUUUCUUCAGUCUCACCAAGCUUUGCGUUAAUAUCUACCAUUCCAUCACAGCAUCAAAAUGAAAUGAGUACAGAAUGUGUGCAUGGAACUUCCAUGAACAAUGUGAUAUCGACGUGCAUCACGACACCGACCAUGCCGAAUUGUUACACUAUCCGUGCUUCACUUUUUCCACAACCAGUUCAAACAUAUCCUUCCGGAUUUCACCAUUCUCAAGCUUCUCCCUAUUUCACUGCCAUAGCAUGUUCUCCGGACGGCAUGAAUGCUAACCAAGCUGGCGCAUUUUUCGCUCCCAUGAUAACUCCCACCCAGUUACCCGCUAAUACAACUGUUUCAGGUACCGAUCUCCCUGCCAGCUUCCAUCCAGCACAAGCUAAUCUUCAGCCAGAAUUUGUAGCUACAGCUGAUGGUAUUUCUCCCACUAGUUUACUUACAGGCACCCCAACAUGUAUUUUUAUUACUCCGAAUCCGUGAGAUAAUUAGCUUCAUUUUUAUGCUUCAUUAGCUUCGACUUUUUUACUGUCUUGUAACUUUGUUCUACAUACAUAAAUAAUAUCUAUUCUCUUGCUGUUAAUGUGUCCUGUUGUUUACUAAAUCUGUGAUUUCGGUUCACAACUUUGAGUGUCUAUGUAGGGCUGUGUCACAUAUUUAUUUCGUUAUAUUUUUUGCAUGUUGAUUUACAGGAACAAGUGAAUACGUUUUUCCCUAACUUGACGAAUUGUUCACGUUUGAUGUGUAAACAAUUGUAAAUGAAGCUCAGAUAAAUUUUCUAUUGGUAAACAUAUGCUCUAACGUAUUGUUUAUGUGAAGCCAAAUAUCCAGUGUUUUUAUCUACCUGUCAGGUUUUUUGGUCCACAACGAAAUUUUCUGUACAAUUAGUUUUGUUUGUGUUUAUGCAUGCUUAUCUAAAACUAUUUCAUAUUUUAACUUGUAAAUGUUUUUUUUUGAACAACCUCACUUUUAUUGUUCAUGAAUUGUUUCUAUAUAGCAAUAAGUUGUUUUUCAUUCUUAAUUCUACAGAUAUUAUUUAAACUAGUAUUUUACGUGAGGAAGACUUAGUUUAUUAUCUCUUAUAGAAGCGCCCCUUGUAUUUCUUGAUAUAUGUACACCUACUCAACGUUUUACACCCUACUGUCCUGUCAAUGUUUUUUUAUUGUUACCAUUAUUCAUUUUGAGAAUACAAAAUGCUUUUUAAUUUCGAUAUAUAAUAUCAAGCACUUUAACGCAGUUUUCUUUUAAUCGUUUUACAGUAUUAUCUUAUAGUUCGGUAACGUAUUGUGUUUUGUGCCUAUAUACAUAACUGAUAUCAUGUGU